GCUGCGCGGGGGCGGGGCGCGGUGCAGUCUCGCGAGAGCUGCGGGCCCGCCGGCGCUCCCCGGCCCGCUCCCUCACGCUGACAUGGUCGCCGGCGAUGGACCCUCCCAGGACAGGAAGCCCUUACCAGCCCGCCAUUGAAGCUUUGGAAAGCCACCCAGAGAAAAAGUUUUACAAUGUGUCCAAGCUCGGAGGCGCCAAGUAUGAUACUCUGCCUUACUCCAUCCGAGUGUUGUUUGAGUCCAGUGUCCGCAACUGCGAUGGCUUCUUGGUGAAAGAAACGGAUGCUAUGAACAUCUUGGACUGGAAAACAAAACAGAACCAUGUUGAAGUGCCCUUCUGUCCUGCCAGAGUUGUUCUUCAAGACUUCACUGGAAUUCCAGCAAUGGUGGAUUUUGCUGCUAUGAGGGAAGCUGUGAGAAAUGCUGGAGGAGAUCCAGUGAAGGUCAAUCCUGCCUGCCCAACUGAUCUCACUGUUGACCAUUCUCUGCAGAUUGAUUUCAGCAAAUGUGCAAUCCAGAACGCUCCCAACCCCGGCGGGGGUGAGCAGAAGCCGCUGGCCAGGCUGUCCCCGCUGAAGCCGCCGCUGCGGAAGCCGCCCCCGUGCCGGGGCCACAGCGGCUGCCGGGGCUCGUGCGGCGCGGGCGAGGCCGGCCGCAGCCCGGGGCCCUUCUCUGCGCAGAUCGAGAACACGCCCAUCCUCUGCCCCUUCCACCUGCAGCCUGUGCCUGAGCCUGAGACAGUAUUGAAAAAUCAAGAGAUGGAAUUUGGCAGAAAUAGGGAGAGGCUUCAAUUUUUUAAGUGGAGUUCAAAAGUUUUUGAGAAUGUUUCCAUAAUUCCACCUGAGACUGGAACAGCACAUCAAGUGAACUUGGAAUAUUUGUCCCGAGUGGUUUUUGACGUGAAAGAUUUCCUGCAUCCUGAUAGCGUGGUUGGCACAGACUCGCACACAACCAUGGUAAAUGGCUUGGGUAUCUUGGGCUGGGGCGUCGGGGGCAUCGAGACGGAAGCGGUGAUGCUGGGAAUGCCGCUCACCCUCCCCCUGCCGGAGGUGGUGGGCUGUGAGCUGACAGGCACAGCCAGCCCCUUUGCCACAUCCAUAGACAUCGUUCUCAGCAUUACAAAGCAUCUUAGACAAGCUGAUGUCGCUGGAAAAUUUGUUGAGUUUUUUGGGAGUGGUGUUUCCCAACUGUCCGUAGCAGACCGAACCACAAUAGCAAAUAUGUGUCCUGAAUAUGGUGCUAUUCUGAGUUUUUUCCCUGUUGAUAAUGUGACAUUGAAGCACUUAAAGCAUGCAGGUUUUGAUAAGGCCAAGCUUGAAGUCACAGAAGCAUAUCUUAAAGCUGUGAAGUUAUUUCGAAAUGAUGAGAGUUCUUCCAGAGAGCCUGAGUAUUCCCAGGUAGUGCAAGUUAGCCUAAGUUCUAUAAUUCCAUAUGUCAGUGGCCCCAAGAGAUCUCAAGAUAGAGUGGCUGUUAAUAACAUGAAAAGUGACUUCCAAGCCUGCUUAAAUGAAAAGUCUGGUGUUAAAGGGUUUCAGAUUGCAGCUGAGAAGCAGAAUGACAUUGUGCCUGUUGAGUAUGAAGGAAAUGAAUACAAGCUGUCCCACGGCUGCGUUGUCAUUGCUGCAGUCAUCAGCUGUACAAACAAUUGCAAUCCAUCUGUCAUGCUUGCUGCAGGACUGCUGGCCAAAAAAGCUGUUGAGGCUGGCCUCGUGGUGAAGCCCUACAUCAGAACAAGUUUAUCACCUGGCAGUGGCAUGGUUACACAUUACCUCAGUUCCAGUGGAGUAUUGCCAUACCUUAGCAAGCUUGGGUUUGAGGUUGUUGGUUAUGGGUGUUCCACCUGUGUUGGGAACACGGCCCCUUUGCCAGAAGCCAUCAGGAAUGCAAUAAAACAGGGAGAUCUCAUUGCCUGUGGGGUGUUGUCUGGCACCAAGAACUUUGAGGGCCGCCUGUGUGACUGUGUCCGUGCCAACUACCUGGCGUCCCCUCCGCUGGUCGUGGCCUACGCCAUCGCGGGCACCGUGCACAUUGACUUUGACACGGAGCCCUUGGGUACUGGCUUUAAUGGCAAAAGUAUUUACUUGCGAGAUAUUUGGCCCACAAGACAAGAACUUCACACAGUGGAGGAAGAGCGUGUGAUAUCAUCCAUGUUUAAGGAAUUGAAAGAAAAAAUGGAGAAAGGAAACAAACGAUGGAAUUUACUGGAAGCACCAGAGUCGACUUUAUUUCCCUGGGAUUUAAAAUCUACUUAUAUUAGAUGUCCUUCCUUUUUUGAUAAACUUGCCAAAGAAGCGGCUCCCCCACGGGCGGUUGAGAACGCGCACGUGCUGCUGUUCCUGGGGGACUCUGUCACCACGGAUCACAUUUCCCCUGCUGGGAGCAUUGCCAGGAGCAGUGCUGCUGCCAAGUACCUGACCAGCAAAGGACUCACACCUCGUGAAUUCAACUCUUAUGGGGCUCGAAGAGGUAAUGAUGCUGUGAUGACAAGAGGUACCUUUGCAAAUAUCAAGCUUCUGAAUAAGUUCAUAGGAAAACCAGCUCCUAAAACAAUUCACUUCCCAUCAGGACAAACGCUAGAUGUGUUUGAAGCAGCGGAGCUGUACCAGAAGGAAGGCAUUCCUGUCAUUAUUCUAGCAGGAAAGAAGUAUGGACUGGGUAGCUCAAGAGACUGGGCUGCAAAAGGGCCUUUCCUACUGGGUGUUAAAGCUGUCCUAGCUGAGAGCUACGAGAAGGUUCACAGGAGUCAGCUGAUUGGAAUUGGCAUCGCUCCACUUCAGUUUCGUCCUGGGGAAAAUCCAAGUACUCUGGGACUCACCGGCAGAGAGCAAUUUUCUAUAUUGUUCCCUCCAGACUUGUUGCCCAGAAUGACGUUGGAUAUUAAGACAAGCACUGGAAAAGUAUUCAGCGUGAUUGCCUUGUUUGAAAACAGUAUGGAGAUAACUUUAUACAAGAAUGGUGGAAGUCUAAACUUUGUGGCUCGAAGAUUCUUAUAGUAGCUACUGACUCUCUGGGUACCCUACGUAACUGGUAACUCAGCAAAUGCCUUGUGUGAACCCAGGAAUCUGUACUGUGGAACUGCAAAUCAAACAGUCCUAGUGUGCUCAGUUACUUCGUCCAUGGAUGUAAAAGAUUGUGAAUCAUUGUAACUGCAACGAGAUCCUUUCUGAUUUUAAAUAAUAUUCUAAUGGUGCUAUUAAACAUUGCUAAAAUCAACAUGUGUAUUGUGACAAGAGAGCUGUAAGUAUGGAGGGGAUGUUUUAUCAGACCAUUUUGUAAAUAAACUAUGCGAAAUUGAAACUGAUUGUGCUGAGGAAUUAUUAUGUAAGAAGAUUUUCUGCAGUUGUUUCCACUUAUUUUUUGCACCUGUAAAUCUGUGUACUUCUGUUUGUUGGUUUAAGAGUAGCAGAUGGCAUGGAAUUUUAAAGGCCAAACAGAUUUUUUAUUUUCCUCAACCAGAGCUUAAAAAAAGAUAUCGAGUUUUCAAUUUCUUUAGGUUUUGGGCUGAACAAAAAGCAGUCCACAUGAGGCCCGUGGUAUGCUGUAUCACAGAUGUUGACUUCCUUACCUUUAUGGGAUUAUAUUUCCUCUGGAUCCAGAUUUAAACUGCUCAAGCUAUGAAAUAUGUGAAAUUCUGUGUGCUUAGAAAUAUGGGAAACAUUUCUGCAUUUAAAAACAAAUCUCCCAGUUGUUUCAUUCAUGCAGGUUAAGCCAUGUUUCUUCAUGCCCUUCAACUGAAGUUUGUCACAUCUGCUUCAAGGGACGCACUUGUCAUUUGUGACAUCUGUUUUUAUUGUGCUCUCUGCAAUAUCAUCAGAGAAAGCACCUCCUUGUAAUGUUUUAACCUUUAAAGCCUUUUAAAGCAUUUGCUAGGGCUGUUUUAAUUCCUCUGCUUUAAAUACAACCUGUCUAAUACAUUACACGUGUCAGAUGUUCAAGAGCCAGAUGGCCACAGUGCCUUUGAGUGCUUUCUCACAUGCUGGCAGCUCCCAGCUCUCACAGAGCAUCCCCUUCUGAGGAGGAGCCUGGAGCACUGAACAAACCUGGCCCUCAUGGCACUGCAGUAGCUGUGGCUGGAAUUGUCAGCCCCUGUUCAUAGCCCAUAUUGGAGGAGCUGCAGCAUGGCUUGUGCUCCCACUUCACAGAGCUUUGGUGGUGUCUGAGCUGUGCGAGUGAGUGCAGCUCCAGCAGGCUCUUCCUGUGCUCCUGUCUUGAAAAGCUUCAUAGCUCCACUUACAGUUUACAUACAGUUUAAUUUCUGCUGGAGAACAAAACUGCAAUACAUGCCUAUAAAUUGUCAAGAUUUUGCUUUAAGGAUUUUUGUUGUUGAUAAAUGUUGUCUUAAAUAUCAAAACAUUCAAGAGGACUAUAUUAGCUUUAUUUACAUGUACUUUUAAUUUAUAACCAGAUACUGAAAUAGUUGACUUGUGAACUAACAGAUGAACUGUUCAAAUCUUUAAAUAGUAUGUUUGACAUUCCUUUAAAAAAAGCCCUGAACCCAAAAUAUCCCAAACCUCUUGCAUAAUUAUAUCAAUACAGUGUAUUACUUUGACAGUUCAAAAGCCAAACUAAUUUGAUUGACAUAAAUUUGAUACUUAUUUUUCUGUUUUGUUAGACAAAGUUCACUAAAGUUUGAAGUUCUGUAUAAUCUGUUUUUAUAUUUCACUAGUUUGAUGUGAUUUUCUUUUAGGUAAGAUGAAAACCAUUCUGGUGACUCCUACCACUCCUAAGGGGGAAUAAAUCAAUGAAUAUUAUAUUCAACUGAAUGCUGAACGAGUUCCUGUUCUGUGGUACACUUCCAUUAUUCUAUCCAGAGUGACUGGGCAGAUCCUACUUCUUGUACAACAGUGUCUAAUACUAUUUUAUCCCAGCUCAAAGGUAUAUUCUUGAUUUAGUUCAAGGAAAUGUUAUUGGGGAGAAAAUGGAAAUUUAGUGCUGGUCCAUAAUGGUGCCUCAUGCAGAAUACAACUGCAACUCCAUGCCUAUUUACUAAUGCUUGAAGGAAACACAGCCCCCUUUUUCCAUGUUUCAGGAGACAGGAAUCCAAGCCAUGUCAAGGCAGAUUGAUGAGGUGAAGUACAAUUUCAAGGCAUGUGACUUACCUGCAAGUUGUCACCAGUAAAGCAAGUCAGUUCUUUUUAGAGAAACAGGGGCUUAAUUACGUUAGCAGCUGCUUUGAUUCUGCUGCACUGAUGUCUUGUCGUCCAUGAGAGAGAAGUUCUGAGCUGUGCUUGGGCACUGGGGCUGCUCAGCUGGAGGCUCCUAUUGUUGCUGCAGCAGGUGCAGCUCUCCACAAGCCCAAGUCUGGCAUCUCCGAGGUGUGCAGGCUGGCUGCUACCCUUGGGCCCGUUCCCUGUGGGCUGGGGGUGCUCUGUGGGACAGCUCUGCCCAUGCCCCAUGUGCUCUGAGCCCUGGGAACAGCCCUGCUCCCUGUCCCCUGUGCAGAGUGCAGCUCAGGAGGCCAGCAGCCAAUGAAGACAUUUAACUCUGGACACUGCUGGGACCCUGAGAGCCAUAGGUGGGCAGGAGUGGCAGGAGCCCUCUGCCAGGGGCAGGGCCUGGGACAGUCGGGAUUGCUGUGCUCACACACCAAACGUUCACUUAGACCUCUCUUUAGUAUCCUGAAGUGUAGGAGGACGUGUACCUGUAUGAGAAGUGACUCAGUGUGUUAGAUGUAUUUAACCUAGACCUCUCUCCAUUUGGAUUUGGGGGGAGAAUCUUGUUGAAAUUUUUGUAAAUGUUUUCUCUUCUUGCUUCCCUCUUCCUCCCCAUCCCAGACUACAAAGCUUUGGGAUAGUGUUGAUGUUUGUACAUUUUACACCUAAGUAUAAGGACAAGAAGCUAUGUAUAUUAAUCCUAUUUAAGCAACUGCAAAUCAUUGUCUGCUGUUUAAAGCCAACAGAACAGUCUGUUUUAAGUUCAGUAAGUAUUGCAUAGAUAUAUCUUAAGUUCAAUUGAUGAAAAUUGUGCAUACAAUGUUACCAAUGUUGUAAAUUAUUUUUAAUAAAGAAAACUGUAUGACA
Molecule: messenger RNA, 6020 nt
Organism: Camarhynchus parvulus
Lineage: Eukaryota; Metazoa; Chordata; Aves; Passeriformes; Thraupidae
Gene: IREB2
Product: iron responsive element binding protein 2
Exons: 22
Coding region: 96-2993 (965 amino acids)
Biological process (GO): tricarboxylic acid cycle; citrate metabolic process
Cellular component (GO): mitochondrion; cytosol
Molecular function (GO): iron-responsive element binding; aconitate hydratase activity; 4 iron, 4 sulfur cluster binding
Source: RefSeq, a predicted model, not a curated record